AGCAGAUAAAGGCCGCGGCAGUUUUCCUGUAGACCCGAAUCUCCCUCGAUGGGUUUGCCAGAACUGUCGCCACUCCCUCUGCGUCGCUGGCGUUGAUUCCUACGCGGACAAGUUCUUCAAUGACUCCUCUUCUCGCUCCGUUUGGGGUCAGAUUGAUUCUAUCACAAUUGCUUUAAAGAAGUUCAAUGAUUGGCUGCCUACUGAACAUCAACCCUCUUUUACCCGGGAUGGGGACCAGCCGGCAUAUCAUCACCAGGCAAAGCUGUACAUAGAAUUCAUAUUAUUUGAAGGAAAAUUUUCAGAUAGCAGUUUUCUAUUUCAGCUUUGUACUGCAUUAUUUUUAAUAAUUUCUUUUGGGGUUUGUAAGUUGGAAAUAUUUAGAGCAUAUUGAUCAAUGCUGUUACAAUUCCAUCACUAUUUUGUUGCAGAAUUUUCAUUUUCUUCUUUCGUUAUUUCUUCUUAUGUGGUAUGUUCAGAUCUUGAACAUUUGAGAACAUAAAUGUUAUUGGUUUCAAUUUCUUUGAAUUUUGUGCAUGUUGCUAUUGUUUUGUCUCUCUCACAUGCAUUAGCUAUGGAUGAGUAUUUAUGCAGGUAUGCAGGCCUCCUCGGUACAUGGGGCAGGAAGUGUGUUGGGUUCGACCCGGAUGGACCAUUCGUUUGUUGUGCUGCCGAAGCAAAGAAGUCAGCCUCAUGGGGUCCCCCCUCGUCCUCGCACCGGAGCUGCACAGCCUGAUGCUAGCCAGUCUGGGAAGACGAUGGAAGAGUCAUUUGUGGUAUUGCCUCCUGCUGCUGCUUCCAUGUACAAGCCUGCAUCUGAAGGGGGUGGUACCCAUUUACUGACUCCUGGCGGAAGCCCCAGUGGUCCUUUGCAGGCGAACAAUUCUGGGUUCCACUCGAGUAUAACUGUAUUGAAGCGUGCAUUCGAUAUCGCCACUGCCCAAACACAGGUUGAUCAACCUUUAUGUUUGGAAUGUAUGCGUGUGUUGUCUGAUAAACUCGAUAAAGAGGUCGAAGACGUGAACAGGGACAUUAAAGCAUAUGAAGCCUGUCUUCAACGACUUGAGCUGGAGUCCCGUGAUGCUCUUAGCGAAGCUGAUUUCCUUCGCGAAAAAAAGAAGGUUGAAGAAGAAGAAAGGAGGCUUGAAGCAGCCAUUGAAGAAGCUGAGAAACAGUGUGCAUCAGUAGAUACUGAGCGAAUGGAAUUAGAAUUAAAAUCAAAGCGCUUCAAAGAACUGGAGGAACGGUACUGGCAUGAAUUCAACAAUUUUCAGUUUCAGUUAACUUCACAUCAGGAAGAAAGAGAUGCAAUCUUGUCCAAGAUAGAAGUUUUACAAGCACAUCUGGAAUUGUUGAAGCGCACCAAUGUUCUGAAUGAUGCCUUUCCAAUUUGGCAUGAUGGAGAAUUCGGAACCAUUAACAAUUUUCGACUUGGCCGUCUUCCUAAGAUACCGGUUGAGUGGGAUGAGGUAAAUGCUGCUUGGGGUCAGGCAUGCCUUCUCCUCCACACGAUGGCUCAAUAUUUCCGGCCAAAGUUCCCGUAUCGAAUAAAGAUUCUUCCAAUGGGAAGUUACCCCCGCAUUAUGGACAGCAAUAACAAUACAUAUGAGCUAUUUGGUCCUGUGAAUUUAUUUUGGAGCACUCGCUAUGACAAAGCAAUGACCCUGUUCUUGGCAUGCCUCAAGGACUUUGCCGAGUUUGCAAAUUCCAGGGAUCAAGAAAACAACAUACCACCAGAAAAAUGUUUCAAGCUCCCUUACAAGAUUGAGAACGACAGGGUGGAGAAUUACACCAUCACACAGAGCUUCAACAGGCAGGAGAAUUGGACAAAGGCUCUGAAGUAUAUGCUCUGUGAUCUGAAGUGGGCACUGUUCUGGUUUGUUGGUAACACCAACUUUCAGCCACUUCCUGCAGCAGUUUCUUCUCAGAGCGAAAUCUCCCUGCCCGUAAGUUCUGUGUCUGUGAAACAACACAGCACGGAUUCCAAGACCCAAUCUAGAAGAAGCCCGCCCAAGACCUGACAUGGUGGUAGGAUGCUCACUCCCCCCUGUAUAAACGGAGGCCAGACAUCAUCUUUAUAGCAAUGAAAAUGCAGGUAUCAAUAUCACAUAAUGUUUAUAUUAUAUUGAUAUCUUGUUAUUGAUGUAAUAAGCACUGACAAGUUCAUCGAGCGUGAUUGUUUA
Magnolia sinica is the source of this 2180-nucleotide messenger RNA. Its product is annotated as beclin-1-like protein. NCBI's taxonomy places the organism in Eukaryota, Viridiplantae, Streptophyta, Magnoliopsida, Magnoliales, Magnoliaceae. The transcript has 10 exons. Gene Ontology annotation, biological process: late endosome to vacuole transport; autophagosome assembly; autophagy. The coding region runs from base 576 to 2018 and encodes 480 amino acids. Gene Ontology annotation, cellular component: phosphatidylinositol 3-kinase complex, class III, type II; phagophore assembly site; phosphatidylinositol 3-kinase complex, class III, type I. The record is from RefSeq and is a predicted model, not a curated record.